Spinacia oleracea (spinach) is the source of this 2126-nucleotide messenger RNA. The record is from RefSeq and is a predicted model, not a curated record. Lineage: Eukaryota; Viridiplantae; Streptophyta; Magnoliopsida; Caryophyllales; Amaranthaceae.
CCCCAUCUUCCCUUUUUCUCUCCUAUAUAUUUUCAGCUUCACCAAACACUUCCCUCCUCAAAUCUUAAACACACCCACAAAAACACACACCCAAAAAAAAAACACUACGACUAUUUCAAAAAAAACAUUGUUACUAGAAAUCUUAUUAUGGCAGGAAGAAAUAUAAAAAAUGGUGAAAAUAACAAGAUUGCGGGUUCUUCUCUUCACUUAGAGAAGAACCCAACAACUCCCCCCGAGGCCGAGGCUACCUUAAAGAAGCUCGGCCUCGUGGCUUCAGUAGCGGCCGGGGUUCAGUUCGGGUGGGCUUUACAGCUCUCCCUACUGACCCCGUACGUCCAACUACUGGGCAUUCCCCACACUUGGGCCGCCUACAUCUGGUUGUGCGGCCCAAUCUCGGGGAUGAUUGUCCAGCCAUUGGUCGGGUACUAUAGUGACCGGUGCACCUCCCGCUUCGGCCGACGUCGCCCCUUCAUUGCAGCAGGGGCGGCUCUAGUGGCCGUAGCGGUGGGGCUAAUCGGAUUCGCCGCCGAUAUCGGCGCAGCGUCGGGUGAUCCAACGGGAAACGUGGCAAAACCCCGGGCCAUCGCGGUGUUUGUGGUCGGGUUUUGGAUCCUCGACGUGGCUAACAACACCCUGCAAGGCCCAUGCAGGGCGUUGUUAGCAGACAUGGCCGCCGGGUCGCAAACCAAAACCCGGUACGCUAACGCCUUCUUCUCCUUCUUCAUGGCGUUAGGAAACAUCGGAGGGUACGCCGCCGGUUCAUACAGCCGCCUCUACACGGUGUUCCCCUUUACCAAAACCGCCGCCUGCGACGUCUACUGCGCCAAUCUAAAAUCCUGCUUCUUCAUCUCCAUCACACUCCUAAUCGUCCUCACAAUCCUAGCACUUUCCGUCGUAAAAGAGCGUCAAAUCACAAUCGACGAAAUCCAAGAAGAAGAAGACUUAAAAAACAGAAACAAUAGCAGCGGUUGUGCAAGACUACCGUUCUUCGGACAAUUAAUAGGCGCUCUCAAAGAUCUACCAAAACCAAUGCUAAUCCUAUUACUAGUAACAGCCCUAAAUUGGAUCGCAUGGUUUCCAUUCUUGUUGUUCGAUACUGAUUGGAUGGGUAAAGAAGUGUACGGUGGUACAGUCGGAGAAGGUAAAUUGUACGACCAAGGAGUUCAUGCCGGUGCCUUAGGUCUGAUGAUUAACUCCGUUGUCUUAGGUGUUAUGUCGUUGAGUAUUGAAGGUUUGGCUCGUAUGGUAGGCGGUGCUAAAAGGUUAUGGGGAAUUGUCAAUAUUAUUCUUGCUGUUUGUUUAGCUAUGACGGUGUUAGUUACUAAGUCCGCCGAACACUUCCGUGAUAGCCACCAUAUUAUGGGCUCCGCCGUCCCUCCGCCGCCGCCUGCUGGUGUUAAGGGUGGCGCUUUGGCUAUCUUUGCCGUUCUUGGUAUCCCUCUUGCGAUCACUUUCAGUAUUCCUUUCGCCUUGGCGUCAAUCUUUUCAGCAUCUUCCGGUUCAGGACAAGGUCUUUCUCUAGGAGUUCUCAACCUCGCCAUCGUUGUACCCCAGAUGUUUGUGUCGGUAACAAGUGGGCCAUGGGAUGCAAUGUUUGGUGGAGGAAAUUUGCCAGCAUUCGUGGUGGGAGCUGUAGCAGCAACAGCCAGUGCAGUUCUUUCAUUUACAUUGUUGCCUUCACCACCCCCUGAAGCUAAAAUUGGUGGGUCCAUGGGUGGUCAUUAAGAAAUUUAAUACUACUCCGUACAAUUUAAACCCAAAUUAAAAAUGAAAAUGAAAAUUUUUAACCCAUGUUCGUUACGUUGUAAUUAGAGAGAAAAAUGAUAUAUUGAACGAAGCCGUUAAUUUAUGCUCCGUUCAUCUUGUAAUUCUUUUUCUCUCUGCUUUUUUUUUUUUAACGCGACGUGUUUUUGAGAUAAGGAAGGGCUAGAAGCUAGAUCGAGGAUGGGGGAAUUGGCAAGAAAUUGCUCGGGUAUAAAUAUUUAUCCCUCUUUGUAAUUUUCAGUAACAUUUAAUAGCCAGAAAUCAAAAAGUCAAGAAAAAUCGAAAGGUCUUCAAUUUUAUUCUCCGUGUAAUUGUUUCUUUUAAAUAUGACACAAAUGAGAAUGUUCGUUGUACAACCAAUA